GUCAAUAUCCGGUCAUGAGAUGUCAUCUGUCGACAUUAGCAUAAUAUAAACAGAACUUGAUAAGGGAGACAUACUGCGCAUGCAUUGCACAUAAAUCGUAAAAAGUUCUAAUUCAUUGACAGAAGCAUGGAUCGAGGAAGAGCAAAAUCUACCAUGGCCACCACAGCGGCCGUUGGAUGCAUGAAAACACUUCUAAUGAUUUUCAACUUUAUAUUUUGGGUGACUGGAAUAGCUAUCUUGGCCUUGGGAAUCUGGACAAAAGUGGAUCUCUACAAAUAUAUGGAACUGUCUUCCAUUUACUACAAAGAUUCUCCGUGGAUUUUAAUAGCAGUUGGUGCUGUAAUUGUGAUUGUAGGCUCAUUUGGGUGUUGCUGCACAUUCAAAGGAAAUGUUGUGUUAUUAUAUCUGUAUGGUUUCUUCCUGAUCGUUGUAUUUGCUGUGGAACUGGGUGCUGGUGCAGCAGGUUUCUUCUACAAAGGAAAGCUGGAACAAGGUUUCAGUGAAGGAUUAGAUAAUGCAUUAAAGCAGUAUGGAAAUGGAAGUGAAGCAAUGGAUGAACUGCAGAGCCAGUUACAGUGUUGUGGGAAGAAUUCCUAUGAGGACUGGUUCAGCACACCAUGGGAGCGCACUGUUAAUACCACCAGUGGCGUGCCACACUCGUGCUGCCGAAUUCCUGAUACUUCGUGCAAUAACAUGAAUGUCAACGCAAAUUCCACUUACAUCUACCAACAGGGUUGCUACGACAAGGUCGUAGGUUUCAUGAAGUCCAACAUGGCCCUCAUUGCAGGUGUAGCCUUUGGUAUAUCUUUCUUCCAGCUUCUUGGAGCACUGCUGGCUUGCUGCUUGGCAAAACGGGUCAAGAAAUCCAACUACGAGCAGGUGGCUUAAUGGACAUGAUGUGGACGCUAUGAAAAAUAUGGAUGACUAAAAACUGAUAAGUCAUAUACCGGUUUUAUUCUUUGAUUAUAGAACAGUUUGGAUAUCAACUAAUUCUCAACUAAUUCAUAUAUUUAGAAAUUAAGGUUGAAUUUUACAUUGUAUUAUCUAUAUAUGGGGCAUUUACAUUUUUGAUUUUCUUUAAUUGAUAUUAAAGAAACAUAAUUUUAAGAAUUUUUUCUAAUUAUACAAGACAUUCCAAAGAUAUAUAAAUAUGAUUUCAAAUAUGAUGUCAUUAAUUGUGAUACACUAUCGGGCAUUUGACAUCAAUUGUCAAUUUUAAUUCACAAGAUUUCCAGCUGUUACAGUGUAUUGAAGAAUAGCUCACAACUUCCAUUGUAAUCAUGGAUACUUAAUCAAUAUUUUUGCAAUUUGAUUGAUGUUGUUGUAUUUUAAAAGUUGUUGAUAUAAUUUUUCAGUUAAUUUUAUUUACAAGAUCUCGGAAUAGAAUCUAGAGAAAGUUAAAUAUUUACAUUAAAGUUUUAGCAAACUUUACAGCUGUAGUAAAAAGCAUAAUGUUAGAUAUUUGUAAAAAAGGUUUAUGAUUUUUUUUUGUAUAUAUAAAUACAUGUAUGUAUGUCUACAUUUGUUUUAAGUACAACAAUUUAGUAUUAUGGUGCAAGGUUUAUUUAUGUACUAAAAAGUUUAUCUACAGUAUAGUGUAAUCCCCACCGCUACUAACAAUAAUUAUAUUUUUUUUACUGUUAAAUCAAUAUUUUGUCUUGUUUUUCCUAUUUUGGAUAUUAAAAAAUGUUCAUUGGUUUUUUUUUUCUGCCAUAUAUUGUUAUAAUGUGAAUUGCAGCAAUUGCUUGUUUCUAUUUUUAAAAAACAAUUCUGUUUUGUUUUGUGGUUAUGGAAAUUUAGUAUUUUAAAAAUGAACAUGCUCAAUUUUAAUUUUAUAUAUAGGCAUAUUUCAUGAAGAUUGAAAAGUUAUCUACUGAAAUACUUCAUAUACCAUAUGUUACUUGCUUUGUUCUCUGUGCAAUAGACUGUUGUUACAUACAUUUCUCUUGUUGUUCUCAGAAUAAAAGAACUGCUUUAUAUAUUAAGUAACUGCUA
Magallana angulata is the source of this 1995-nucleotide messenger RNA. Its product is annotated as tetraspanin-7-like. The record is from RefSeq and is a predicted model, not a curated record. The transcript is spliced from 7 exons. Lineage: Eukaryota; Metazoa; Mollusca; Bivalvia; Ostreida; Ostreidae. Gene Ontology annotation, cellular component: membrane. Bases 127 to 888 code for a protein of 253 amino acids.